UGUGACGGAGCCAUACUGCAAGUGGACCUGGGCUCCUCAGGUGUUUGGGAUCCAGUCAUGGCUGGGAAUUCAGACAAAGUACCGAUCGCCUCCGCGGGACCGGAGGACGUACAGCAGCUCAUGCCUCCGGCAUACUCCACCUUGGCGGUGAAGCCUGCCACCACCGGACGCGUCCUAAAGGCCGGGCUUGCGGUGCUCAUCGCAGGGGCCCUGCUGCUCCUGCUGGGGGCCGUCGGAGCCUUUUACUUCUGGAACAACAACGAAAAACACGUCUACAAUGUCCACUACAGCAUGAGCAUCAAUGGCAAAGUGGAGGAAGGCACCAUGGAGAUUGACACAGAGAACAACAUGGAAAAGUUCAGCACCGGCAGCGGAGCAGACGAGGCCGUGGAGGUCCACGAUUUUGAGAUUGGAAUCACAGGGAUCCGGUUUUCAGGAGGCGAAAAGUGCUACAUCAAGACCCAGGUGAAGGCUCGCCUGCCUGAUGUGGAGGCUCUCGAUAAGGAUUCAGUGACCUUUGACCUGGACGAUGAAGUGAUGCCGGCCAAAUUUGAGGAGGAUCUUGUGUGGGUGGCGGCUGGUGCGCCUCUCUCGGACUCCGCCUUCCUAAGCAAGAAGAUCAAGGAUUUGUGUGGAGAUCUGCCAAUCUUCUGGUUGCGUCCAACCUACUCGACGAGCGGACAAAGGAAGACGGGGGCCGUCUCCCGCCGCCGCCGUCAGGCACGCAGGGAUGAGGAGGAAGAAGACGUGGAGGCUGAAUUCAACCCUGAGAACCCCUAUCAGAAUAACCUCGAGGGUGAGGACACCAUGAACAUUGACCCCAUGUUGGACCAUGAGGGGGUCUGCUGCAGAGAAUGCCGCCGCAGCUACACCCAUUGCCAGAGGAUCUGCGAGCCACUGGGAGGAUACCACCCGUGGCCAUACCACUACCGCGGUUGCAGAGUAGCCUGUAGAGUAAUCAUGCCUUGCAACUGGUGGGUGGCGCGUAUUCUGGGUAUCGUCUAGACACCCGCCAUGGAAAAACGGCCGAGGUAGACUAGUUUUUUUGUUCUGAUCUGAACAGAUUUCUGGGCAUAAUGAGCCACAUAAAAAGCUAUGCUGAGAAGACACUGGCAUGUAAAGGUGCUUGUUAACUGCAUAUCACAUUUAUUCCAAGCUAGAAACACUAAUAAAAUGAAUUAAUCUAAAUAAAGUAUUACUUUGUCAUAUAUAUCUAUAUGGUUAGCAGGUAUUUAUGAGGUUGUAAUGUACGUUUUGAUGUAAAUAAAUGUAAAAGGUGCAACAUUCUAACCGCAUUCAGAAUCUUUUAACCUCUCAUCGGUCUAGUGUGAAAUAUUUGUGACGCUUGUGUUGUCCCCUUUUUCCCACUUUAAAAGCAAAAGUAGCACUCAUUAAUUCACUGUAAGCUUGCAGAUCUUUUAUCUAAAUUUAUGUGUAUUUGCGUCAGUGAGAAAUAUCACAUAAUAAAAUUUUUUUUAAGUAAAAUACAUUCUGUACCUGGAAUUUUUGUUAAUAUAAAUUGUUUUAAAGGACAGGUUGUUGGAGGACACAUUUGGAGCAUACCAGAGUGGGUGGGAGUAGUCAUCUCCUAAAUUAUAAGCAUCGUUAAGAGUCUCUGAAAUAAAAUGUGGACACAUUUUAAUCAACAUAUUCAAUGAUAUUCUCAAGUAUUUUUUUAAAGUGAUAAGACUAAAGUCAAAGCCUUUGCAAGUGUUGGAUAAUGUCAAUUUGCACCUAAAGUCAAAAUUGUGUUACUCGAGUUUGUACUUCUGGAGGA
Molecule: messenger RNA, 1777 nt
Organism: Doryrhamphus excisus (bluestripe pipefish)
Lineage: Eukaryota; Metazoa; Chordata; Actinopteri; Syngnathiformes; Syngnathidae
Product: leukocyte cell-derived chemotaxin 1-like
Biological process (GO): negative regulation of endothelial cell proliferation; negative regulation of angiogenesis
Source: RefSeq, a predicted model, not a curated record